Molecule: messenger RNA, 1710 nt
Organism: Selaginella moellendorffii
Lineage: Eukaryota; Viridiplantae; Streptophyta; Lycopodiopsida; Selaginellales; Selaginellaceae
Product: intraflagellar transport protein 140 homolog
Exons: 13
Coding region: 1-1710 (569 amino acids)
Biological process (GO): intraciliary retrograde transport
Cellular component (GO): ciliary basal body; axoneme; intraciliary transport particle A
Molecular function (GO): protein binding
Source: RefSeq, a predicted model, not a curated record
AUGACAGCUCUCUGUCGAAUGCGAAAACAUGUUUCAAUUAUGCAAAUUUCAGCUCUACAGGCUGUAACAUUUUCUCUGGACGGAACCAAUGUAAGAGUUAGUUUUCGGAUGUACAUGAUGUUUUUGUUUCUCCAGAAGCGUCAGGUUCUUUCUGUUCCAGCUUCCAUCAAAGGUCUUGAUGCCUGUGCAGAAAGGGCUCUGAUUUGGACGGAAGACGAAGCUUAUGUAUUUGUGCUUGGUCUGUGCAAACCGCAUAACUUCUCUUCUAAAUUUCUCAUGUCUGCAGAAUCAGGAAGCUGUGCGAUGGUAAAGAUAGUAGGCAAUGCUUCUAUGGCUAUUCAUAACAACAAUUUGUACUACAGCGACGAGGAAACUGUAAAAGUCAUUUCUUGCACGGUUACAUCUAAUGGUUACAUUCGAUUAUGGAGAAUGGAGGGUACAGAUCUUAUUCCGAGCGGAGGGUCACGCAUUAAGAAUUUCGAAGAAAACUUGCAGGAAUUGAACAUCCUAUCUGUAUCUUCAGAGCGGGGCAUACUCUCUCAAUGCCAAGAUGAAUUGCAAAAUUUGGCCUGUGUGGCAACAAGGCUUGGGCUCCUUGAUGAUGUAGAGAUCAUGUACAAACGCUUUCAACGCUACGACCUUUUGAAUUUCUUUUAUCAGACAUGUUUAAACUGGGAGAAGUCAUUGCAACUUGCUUCUAGUCACGACUUUUUGCAUUUAAAACCCACACAUCAUGCGUACGCAAAGUACUUAGAAAGCAUGAAUGAUAUAAAAGGAGCAAUAAAACAUUACGAGCUUUCAGACACACACAGAUAUGAGGUUCCUCGUAUGUUGUUCUCCCUUCAACUGUUAGAAGAGCUUGAAUUAUAUGUUAAACGUAUCAAAGACUCUUCACUACAACAAUGGUGGGCACAUUUUUGUGAAGUCAAUGACAACUUUUCCAAAGCCAUUGAAUAUUAUACAGCUAUUGCACGUGAGGUACCAGCAUUCCCUUUAUUUACUUCAUACUUGUUCUUCUCACAGCUUAAACGAAAUGAAAGCAUUGAAGAGGCCAUCCAACUAUUUUCAAGAGCAGGUAAAUUUUGUUAUGCAGCAAACUUAGCCAUGGAGCAUGGGUUCGACAACGAACUUCUUUCCCUUUCACUGCAGAGCUCUAAAGAUUUAAUGGUUCGCUCUGGAAGAUACUAUGAAAACAAAGGAAUGCACGAAGAGGCUGUUUUGCUGUAUCAGAAGGGUGGCGAAUAUAAAAAAGCUGUUGAUAUUUGUAUAUGCUUACAUUUAUUUGAUGCGUUACAGUCAAUUGCUGAUGACCUUGACGAAAGUGCCGAUCCAGCUCUUCUUGCAAGGUGCGGAGAUUAUCUUAUGUCAAAUAAUCAGGUUGAGAAAGCAGUUAUUCUUUAUAUUGCCGCAAAAGAACACGAUCGUGCUCUAGAACACUGUAUCAAGGGAGCCACUGUCACGGACAAAAUUGCGGAGCAUUUUAGUGCAAAGUCGUCACAUAGUGAUUCUGGACAUUACAAGCAAACGAUUUUAACUCUAGCAGAGUGCUGCGAUGCUCAAGGGCUUUAUCACCUUGCAUGCAAGAAGUACAGUCAUGCUGGUGAGAGCGUAAAAGCAAUGAAGGAUACUGCUGUUCGCAUAGGGGACGUGUAUGCCCUUCUGGUGGAGUUCUAUGUCAGUGAAGGCAAUAUGACACAUGUAAACCUGUGA